AUGUCCAAACUCAUCGUCGUGGUCGGCGCCACAGGCACACAGGGCGGCUCCGUCGUCGACACGUUCCUCCAGGAGCCCGGCUGGCAAGUGCGGGCGUUGACACGCAACGCCAACAGCGCCGCGGCCGAGAAACUGCGGUCCAAGGGCGUGCAGGAGGUGGUGUCAGCGUCACUGGACGACCCGGCCUCUCUGGUGCAGGCGUUUCAGGGUGCGACCGCCAUCUUCUCCGUGACGGACUUCUGGGGCGCCUACUACGACCCGGCCACCACGCCCGAGGCCACGGCCACGGGCCAACCGAAGAACGUGUGGGUUGGGCAAAGGGAGGAGCAGCAGGGCAAGAAUGUCUUUGACGCGGCCGCCCAGACACACGGGCUCCAGCGGUUGAUCUUCUCGGGCCUGUCCAACGCGACCAAGUGGUCGCGCGGCAAGUACACGCACGUAUACCACUUCGACAGCAAGGCUCGUGCGGCAGAGUACGGCCAGGCUACGUACCCAGACCUGUGGCAGAAGACGAGUAUCAUCCAGGUCGGGUUUUAUUUGUCGAAUGUCUUGACGUAUCCAUUCAUGCGGCCGCAAAAGGACGCAGACGGGGUCUACACCUUCUCAUAUACCGGGCCAACGGACGGGAAGUUGCCCCUGAUCGCUGCCGACGAAGACACCGGCCCUUUCACCAAAGCCCUCAUCUCGCUGCCUGAGGCUGGAAAAAACCUCAUCGCGUACCGCGAGUGGAUGUCCAUGGAUGAGUUCGUCGCGCUCCUGUCGCGCACGCUGGGUGUGAAGAUGAGGACCAAAAUCCUGGCCAUGGACGAGGUCGCUGCCGGCACGGGCAUCUGGGGCUCUCUCCCCGAAGACCUGCUCUUGGAGUUGUCGGACAACACAAACUACUUUGUCGAGUUUGGGUAUGAAGGACGCGACGACCCAUCCGUCGUUCACCCACAUGCUCUCGGUGUAGAGGUGAAACUGCCUUCGGUGGAGGACUGGAUCAAGAAGCAGGAUUGGAGCGCUGUUCUCAACUGA
Molecule: messenger RNA, 1017 nt
Organism: Fonsecaea nubica
Lineage: Eukaryota; Fungi; Ascomycota; Eurotiomycetes; Chaetothyriales; Herpotrichiellaceae
Exons: 3
Coding region: 1-1017 (338 amino acids)
Source: RefSeq, a predicted model, not a curated record